UGUGGUAUUCUUUAUAUUCCCCAUAUGGCCACCAUAUGAUGGCAAUAGUGUGUUCCAAAUAUUUGCAUACGUUGGAGCGUUUUAUUUAUAUCAGGGGUGAACCUGCUAUUGAAAACCAAGCUGAAUGCCGUUUUUGUAACAAUAAACAGUCUUUCAGAUGAGAUAUGUAAAUCAUAAAAUUUUGAUUAGUAUUUUGCAUAAAACAAAGAAUAUUACUUAAACGAAAACGACCCCAACUACGACAGUGUUAUGAGUUCACCCCUAACAAUGCUGGAAGAUGGUUUCACCGUUCGAGUUCGAAGUUCAUUCUUCCAACUGUCAGACGAUGUCUGAUUAGAAAAUCCGGAAAGUUUUCUCACUUCUCUCACGAAAACUUUCUUACUAAAAUUUUCUAGCGGUAGCGUCAACAAUAUCUUGUACUUCAUUUCUUCAAAGUCGAAAGAUCGACAGACGUCGAAGCGGUUCAGAGGAUCCACUGUCGUGAUUUUUCGUCAGGGAAGCGAGUGCCGACAAAGGAGAAAUGCCAAGACGUAAAAGUAAAAAGGUGCUGAUAAAGUUGAAUGCAUGGAAGGCAGAACAGGAAAAUAAGAAGACGGGUGAUGAGCAGGGCAUAGCGGGACACGAGAAAGCUGAAGAGCAGCAAGUAGAGGGAGCAAGAGAAAGGCUGGCUGAUGAGCAGGAGUGUGAGGUAACAGGGGAGUGGCAGGGGGAAGAGUUCAUGUUCAACCCCUUCACACCAAAUGAUCAAUUGCAGCUGGCAGCGUCAAGCAGUCAAAAGAUCAUGCUGGAACACAUAGCAGAUGGGACCCAACUAGAGAAAGAAAAGCCGCACGGGGCCUAGGGAAGAACCAGUCAAGCCUGAUCUCAGCCAGCUGCAGAAGGACAUGGCAGAUAGCAGCCAGCUUUGCAAAGUUUUGAAGAAGUUGUUUAAGUUUCAAGUAAAGAUUUAAAGUGUAUAUUAUUUCAUCUUGCAUCAUUUUUUCGAUUUUCUUUGUAUUUGCAUUUUUGUAUUUAUAACAGGUAACAAAAUUGCAAGACAAGUACAAGGUUUCAAAAAUUGUUUAAUUAAAGCUGUCAAGAAGAUUCAA
Molecule: messenger RNA, 1088 nt
Organism: Branchiostoma floridae (Florida lancelet)
Lineage: Eukaryota; Metazoa; Chordata; Leptocardii; Amphioxiformes; Branchiostomatidae
Exons: 4
Coding region: 521-841 (106 amino acids)
Biological process (GO): protein deubiquitination
Molecular function (GO): cysteine-type deubiquitinase activity
Source: RefSeq, a predicted model, not a curated record